AUGACAUUACAAUCAGCUGAUUAUAAUGAAGAUCUAGCUGAUUUGGGAGAGAAAUUAGAAAGUUUAACAUCUUCAGAUGUAGCCCAAUUCUAUCACUCGGGUACGAGUGGUGAAAUUGCAAUGCCCAAGAUAAAGGUUGAAGGAAUGGGUAUAUGUUCUUUCCCAUUCCAACCAGAACAAAUACAAAAAUUAAUUAAAGUUGCUGAAAAGGCUCCUUUUGGUAAGAGAGAAAAAACAUUGGUCGAUGAAAAAGUAAGAAAAGUAUGGCAAAUUAGUGGUGAUAAAGUAACGAUUGUUGGAGAUAGUUGGGAUAAAUGGUUAAGUGAUACAUUGGUCAUGAUAGCACAACAAUUGGGAAUUGGAGAUGAAGAGAUUGAAGCUAAUCUAUAUAAAAUGUUGGUCUAUGAAAAGGGUGGAUUCUUUCUACCACAUCGUGACACUGAAAAGGAGAAGGGCAUGUUUGCCUCUCUUAUCAUUUCUCUGCCAUGCCAACAUAGUGGUGGCGACUUGAUUGUAUCGCAUGGAACACAAGAGGUAACACUAUCAUUGGUCAACAACACUGUCAAUAAUGUCAAAUUUGCAGCAUUUUAUGCAGAUUGUCGACACGAGGUCAAACCAGUUGCAUCGGGUCACCGUAUAUGCCUUGCCUACAAUUUGGUCAGAGACGGCAGGCAAUAUGACCCAACUGCCACCAAUACAGACAAUUUAGACGAAUUGGUCCAAGAAUUGCAAAGUUGUCUUGUCUCGCUAGACGAAUCUAUCAUCUAUGUACUAGAUCACCAAUACACACUCAAUCAAAUGACCUUUAACUUGCUCAAGGGUGAUGACCAAUCAAAAGCCUUUUUACUAUUAAAGGCGGCAUCCAAAUUGACCAAUGUCCUAGUUGGUAUUGGUACUAUCAGUAUCACAGAGACUGGCAACUAUGGCUAUGGAAACGACGACUAUGAAGAUGAAGAGCUUCGAGAAUGCAAUAUGGAAAAUAUAGUGGGACUAAUUAGCCGUAAAGCAUGGAAAAACUCUUCGUUUGGACUUGAACAAGUUUUGCCCCACGAUGCCUUUCAAGAUUACGAACCAGACCACGAAAAAAUAGAAGAACAUACUGGAAAUGAAGGUGCUACCUAUGAAAGAUGGUAUAGAUGUACUGGUUUAAUUAUAAAAUCAACUGGAGAAAUUAAUCUUAAACCUUCAAUUGUAAGGGAAAUUGAUGAAGUUGUUGAUGAAGAUGAUGAAGAUGAAGAAGAUGAGGAGGAGGAGGAAGAGGAAGAGGAAGAAGAAGAGGAAGAAGAUGAAGAAGAGGAAGAAGAUGAAGAAGAGGAAGAAGAUGAAGAAGAGGCAGAUAGACAAAAAAAGAGGAAACGUGGUACAUCAAGUAAUCCAAUUGUACUUUAA
Messenger RNA from Cavenderia fasciculata, 1389 nucleotides. RefSeq lists its product as uncharacterized. Bases 1 to 1389 code for a protein of 462 amino acids. The record is from RefSeq and is a predicted model, not a curated record. The transcript has 2 exons. Lineage: Eukaryota; Evosea; Eumycetozoa; Acytosteliales; Cavenderiaceae.